Molecule: messenger RNA, 2360 nt
Organism: Drosophila novamexicana
Lineage: Eukaryota; Metazoa; Arthropoda; Insecta; Diptera; Drosophilidae
Gene: Noc2
Product: nucleolar complex protein 2 homolog
Exons: 2
Coding region: 43-2310 (755 amino acids)
Biological process (GO): ribosomal large subunit biogenesis; negative regulation of transcription by RNA polymerase II
Cellular component (GO): nucleolus; Noc2p-Noc3p complex; Noc1p-Noc2p complex
Molecular function (GO): histone binding; transcription corepressor activity
Source: RefSeq, a predicted model, not a curated record
CGAAUUUAUUAAAGAUUGGUUUUAUUUAAUUCCCAAAAAACAAUGAAGGUAGCAACGAAAAAAGUCAAGUCCCUGGACAAAACAAAGCCAAAAAAGGGUGUCAUGAAGAAAAAGCCGCAGUCAGAAGAGCCAAAGUUGCCAAAGGCAACAAAAAAAACAGUAAAAGAAAAGAGCGCCGCCGCAACAAGCAAAGAUGAGAAGCGUCCAAAGAAGAAGGCGGCGAAAACGUUGAAAAAACAGGAUUUGGAAGGUCUUAAGGAUAUAGAUCCCGAGUUCUAUGAUUUUCUGAAAAAGAACGAUAAGGAAUUGCUCGAGUUUAAUCUCAUGGACAGUGAUGAUGACGAUGAGGAGGUAGCUGAUGCAGCUGAACAAAAGGAAGCUGGGGACAGCGAGGAGGAUGAUGGGAAAUAUCACAAGCCCAGCGAUGAUCUGGCCGUGGCCAGCGAUGAGAGCGACUUUGAGGGCGACGAGGAUGACGACGCAGCAACUGCGGGUGGCGCACAAAAAAUAACACUUAACAUGCUGCGCCAAUGGGAACUGCAGCUGACCAAGCCCAAUGUGUCAAUUGAAGCAGUGCGUCAGGUUAUACAAGCCUUCAACUCCGCGUUGGCCAGCAUUAGUGCCGAUGCCGAGGGUGAACAGGCCAAUGCCGGCACCUACAAAGUUGUUGGCGCCGCCACCUUCAACGGCGUCAUCCAGCUGUGCGUGCUCCAUUUGCAGCCAGCCAUAAUCCGUGUGCUGGGCGUCAAGCCCAACAGCAGCAUGCCGCUGCACAAGCACAAGAAGUGGGUAAAGGUGCGUGGCUGCCUGCGCUACUAUCUGGGCGACUUGAUACGCCUUGUGGAGCAGGUGUCCAGCUCGAAUAUACUUAAUGUGCUGCUCAAGCAUUUGCAUCAAAUGGCCGGCAUGGUCGCGCCAUUUACCGCGUUGGGUAAGACCAUCCUCAAGCGUCUGAUUGUGCUGUGGGCCACGGGAGAUGAAACGGUGCGCGUGCUGGCUUUUUUGUGCAUACUGAAAAUCACACGAAAACAGCAGGCCACCAUGUUGAAUCAUGUGCUGAAGGCCAUGUAUCUGGCGUAUGUGCGCAACUCCAAGUUCGUUUCGCCCAGCACGUUGCCGGGCAUCAAUUUUAUGCGCCGCUCGCUUGUGGAGAUGUUCGCCCUGGACCUGAACGUUAGCUAUCAGCAUGCCUUUCUCUACAUACGUCAGCUGGCCAUACAUCUGCGCAAUGCGGUCAUUUUAAAGAAGAAGGACAGCUUCCAGGCGGUCUACAAUUGGCAGUUUAUCAAUUCGUUGCGCUUGUGGUCGGAUUUGCUUGGCGCGACGACAAACAAACCGCAAUUGCAGCCGCUGGUUUAUCCACUGGUGACCAUCGCCACCGGCGUCAUUCGACUCAUACCGACAGCGCAGUAUUUUCCGCUACGUUUCCAUUGCCUUCAAGCGCUCAUCUCGCUGGCCAAGGAGACGCACACGUACGUGCCAAUCCUGCCGCUCAUUGUCGAGGUGCUGCGCAGCAAUACCUUCAAUCGGAAGCACACAUCGGUGUCCAUGAAGCCGCUGCAAUUUACGUGCAUCUUGCGUCUGAACAAGUCGCAGCUGGCGGAGAACGGAUUCCGCGAUGAGGUCGUCGAGCAGGUGUGCGGCCUGCUGUUGGAGUAUCUGGCGCAUGAGUCGGCCACGCUGGCGUUUAGCGAUCUGGUGGUGCCUGUGGUGAUGGCCAUUAAGGCCUACCUCAAGGAGUGCCGCAAUGCCAACUAUGUGCGCAAGCUGAAACAGCUGCUGGAGAAGAUUCAGGAGAGCAGCCGUUUCAUUGAGCAGCAGCGCAGCAAGAGCAGCGUCACCUUUGACCUGAAGGAUGCACAGGCGGUGCAGGCCUGGGAGCAGCAGGUGCGCAAUAAGCGCACACCAUUGGACAUCUACUAUGCCAGCUGGCUGAAGACGCACGAGACCAAGAAGCGACGCCAGGCGGCCCAAACAGAUGACAUCAAUGCGGACUACGAUGUGCCCAAACUGAAGCGACCGGCGGCCAAGACGGGCGUGACGGUACGUAAUGAAGACGGCGAACUGGAGCUGUUCCCAUCGGACUCGGAAGACGAUGAUGCAGCGGGCAUACCCCAUGACGACGACGACGACGAUGACGAUGAAGAAGAAGCAGUGCCGCCGCAGCCCAAGAAGCCCAAACACAAGCAGGACAAUGAGCCGCGUUUAGAGCCAAAGCAGGCGGUGCCCGCAGAACCCGCUGCAGAUGAUUACGAUGAAGCCGCCACGGCUGUGGAUAUUGUAAAGGAUUUAGAUUUGAAUGAUUGGUGAACUACCGCAUAAAGUUAAACUAGUAAUACGUACAUAUAUUAACAAAUAAA